Ruditapes philippinarum (Manila clam) is the source of this 1049-nucleotide messenger RNA. RefSeq lists its product as uncharacterized. The transcript is spliced from 4 exons. The record is from RefSeq and is a predicted model, not a curated record. The coding region runs from base 212 to 640 and encodes 142 amino acids. Lineage: Eukaryota; Metazoa; Mollusca; Bivalvia; Venerida; Veneridae.
UUUGUUCAUAAUUGAGUCAAAUAAUUGAUGUAUACACGUUAACGCACUUACAGUGUAUACGCAUUUAUUGGCAUAUUAUUGGAAACCGCCGGCCUGGAACUUAUUUAGCUUGAAGUAUUAUAAAUGGAUUAAAGUAUUUGAUACUAAGAGAUUUUUGUGAUUGUUUUGAAAAAUAUACAAACGGAACAAAAUUGUCUAUAUAACUGUGAAAAUGGAUACUGUGAAACGGCUUUCAAGAGAUUUCUCCAUGUUAGAUACAGUUUCGGAUGUCCACAAGAAAGCAGACGCAAUAUUACUUCGCAUACAACAAGCACUGGGUCGUACAGCUAGUUCCAAAAGUCAGUAUAUGACUAUUCAUCAUGGAGAAACAUUCAACAAGAAGCACAUUCGGAUGUUAAGUGUUGUAUUGUUCCUUGGAUGUGUAUCAGCGGCGGCGAUUGCGUGUGGUAUCUAUUAUGCGUUUUAUUGGAAACCAUGUACAAAGAAGUUCCUCUACACAAAACAACCGGAGGAUGACAAUGUAUGUGCGUCAGAGGUUCAUGAAUUAUGGGAUAAGUACGCAUGGACUGAAAGCGAGAAAACUGCAUCAUGUUCUAAAUGCUUACGUUCAAACAGUGUUUUCUCCCCUCCACAAAAAUGAUUACAACAGAAGAAACAGUUUUUGUAUCGGUACAUACGAUUCAGCUUUGUACAUGUAUUCUGCGUUCAUUUGUUCAGCAUGGUUUUAAAACUGUGACUACCAUCUACAUUUGCAAUUUUUUCAUAUAGUUUUAAUGUCGCUAAUAUAAGCACUAUUGAGGAUACUCGUGUCAUUAUGUUAAACGCUUGACAUUAAAGACAUUGGAAAUAUAAAGUAUUAUUAUUUUGUGCUGACUCAUAACAUUACACACGAGCAUUAAUUAUAUACGUAUAUAUAAUGAUUAUUAAACCGGUCACACAUUUGUUUCAGUGAAUGAUUUCUCGUUUUAAUUCAUAUUUUUUAAAAAAAUAACUCAUUUAACUGUUUGCUUCAAUAAUAAAUACAAUCAAAUCAUUUAACAUGCCCGUUU